UGCUCAGCUCACUGUCCAAGACUGCAGCAGGAAACACAUCUACAAGUACUGUCACACCAUGUUUGGGUUCCUCCUGCUUGCCUGUCUGUUUCUGCAUCUGGUAGUCUCUGUACCUCAAGCACCCUGCCGUCGAUGCUGUGACCACCUCCCCCCACUAGAUGACUCUGCAUCCACAAGAGAAGGCAUGCCUACAAUGCCUGAGGUCCGCACAUACAUCAAUAUGACCAUUCUCAAAGGUGACAAGGGUGACCGUGGAGAAAGGGGAACUCCUGGAAAGACUGGGAUUGAGGGCCCUCAAGGACAACAGGGUUUUGAAGGCCCCAAAGGAGAUAAAGGUCAGGCCGGAGCUCCUGGUGAUGCUUGCAAAUCCCAACAUUCUGCUUUCUCAGUUGGCCGAAGGAAGUCACUUCACAGCAUCGACCACUACCAGGCCCUGAUCUUUGAUACCAUCUUCGUGAACACCCCCGAACACUUUAACAUGUUUUCCGGCAAGUUCCGUUGCCACAUAGCAGGGAUCUACUUCUUUAAUGUGAACAUCCACACAUGGAACUUCAAGGAGACGUACCUGCACAUCAUGCAGAAUGACAACGCGAAGGCCAUCAUUUACGCACAGCCCAGUGACCGCUCCAUUAUGCAGAGCCAGAGCGUCAUGCUGCCUCUGAAGGAGAGCGAUGAGGUCUGGGUCCGGCUCUUCAAACAUGAGCGGGAAAACGCCAUCUACAGUGACGAUGUGGAUAUUUACAUCACAUUUAAUGGAUACCUCAUCAAACCAGAAAUGGAGUGAGAGCAGAAUGAAUGAUUAUGAACAGAAUGUUUGAAAAUGAGCAAUUUAACAAAGCUGAAAAGCAUUUCAUAUUAGCUAUAUUUCUGGAAAAACUAAAACAAAUGCAAAGCAGAAAAACCACAGGACUCAGCAGCCCCUUUCAUGCAUGAGGUCAUUACUGGUAUGGACAUGAUGUGUGAACAGAACCUUUUCAAAAACACUGAUAAAUCAGUUCAGACAGUUUUCAGGUAGAAGUUGUAAAAUAACAUGACAUUUCAGCUAAAAUGCUAGAUAAAGUUUAAUAUUACCAGUAUGAGCACACAGUGAGCUAAUCAUAAAUCUUUACUGCACAAUACUAGUUUGUUUUCUAAGCAAAAAUCUGCAAGACGGCCAUCUGACCAUUACAACUGCCGGUGUCUGAGAAGUAUAUAAAAGGUUAAAUCCAACAUAGGUUCAUUCUGAAAAUGUAGCCCUUUAUACAUUUCUGGAAAUCACAAAUUAUGUAGCCAGAGCUACAUAUGGCUGCAUUUCAUCUUUAAAGCAAAUGCUACGGGGCGGUAUGACGCCAUUGCUUUUCUCAUUUAUCAGCUGACCGCUUACCUCCAUAUGGACAGCAUUCCCACUGUUUCCAGUUUGUCCACUAGCUCGACAUGUACGUCAGCAGACUUGAG
Molecule: messenger RNA, 1434 nt
Organism: Danio aesculapii
Lineage: Eukaryota; Metazoa; Chordata; Actinopteri; Cypriniformes; Danionidae
Gene: c1qtnf6a
Product: C1q and TNF related 6a
Exons: 3
Coding region: 59-784 (241 amino acids)
Molecular function (GO): protein binding
Source: RefSeq, a predicted model, not a curated record